AUUGUGCAAUAUGACGCGGGCGGGAACUGCCGCUUAUGCGCGAACAUUUUCCCGCCAAACGUGGAAGGCGCUUAGUCGCGUUCAGAAAUAAAAAAAAAACAUGUCACAAUAAAAAAUUAAAAACCCACUUAAAAAAAAUGUAAAUUUAUUUUAUUGUUUAUCGAUUUUGUUUCGUGAUUGUGGUCUUUUUGUGUUGUGUUUUUUGUGCACCGUGAUGCAUUUUACAAAAUGCGGCUGGCACUCGGUCAACUUUUGCUGUUGACUGAUAUUGUUGCUACUAAUUUGAAUUUAACGUUUCUCGAGGAUGUGUGGAGGGUCCGCUAUCCAGUCAGAAGGUCGCACGUUCGACGCCAACGCGCUAUCCCACCGUCGACACCAUUUCCAUGCGAAGAUGCCUUGUCCUGGGGCAGAAGUAAAGAACGGCCUACAUCAGUGCACAAACUCCGACCUGGUGAUAUUGAUGUGGUGGCUGCUAUCGGAGACUCGUUGGUGGCUGGCAGUGGCGCCCUGGAGGAGUUCGCUCUGGGCGCCUUUGUAGAGUACCGCGGCGUCUCUUGGUGCAUGGGUGGUGACGCAACAUGGCGUGAGUUCCUGACGCUACCCAACAUCCUGAAAGAGUUCAACCCGAACCUGAAAGGUUACUCCACGGGAACUGGAGAAUGGAUCACAAAAAACUCUAAACUCAACGUGGCCUUCCCUGUGGCUUCUGAUGAAGACGCUUUGAAGCAGGCUAAGAUCAUAGUGGCCAGGAUGCGUGCGUCCCCCGACAUCGACAUAGCUCAAGACUGGAAGAUGAUCACGAUGUUCAUUGGUGCUAACGAUAUCUGCUCGGCCGCCUGCAUCAACCCGGUAUCCUGGUCGCCGGCUGCUCACGCGAGAAAGCUGGCCAACGCCUUGGACUAUCUUCAGGAAAAGCUGCCGAGGACUAUCGUUAAUUUAGUUCCUGUAUUAGAUGUAUCGGUAUCCGUUCGGGUGCUCCGCCCCAUGAUGUGUCGCCUGAUGCACUCGCUGUUCUGCUCGUGCUUCCACCGCGGCGGAGACGAGCUCCAGGACAUCGUGAGGAUGUCGCGGCUCUAUCAGAAACACGAGGCGUUGCUUGUGGACAGCGGUCGUUACGACGCUCGCGAAGACUUCACGGUGGUGGUGCAGCCCUUCAUGAGGCUGUUCAACGCGCCCUUCCCCCCCAAGCAGCCGCUGCCCCUCGUCAUACACCAGUCCUACAUCACGCACGACUGCUUCCACUUCUCGCAGAAAGGACACGCUUUAGCGGCGAAUCUCCUGUGGAACAACCUUCUGGAGCCGGUCGGCAACAAAUCUGACAAUGUGCCGCCGGUUUUAAUGCGUUCCUUCCGCUGCCCUUCGCGGCAGGCGCCUUUCAUAUUCACUGCUCGCAACACGAGGACCUACCUAUUGACGGGGCAGCAGGAAGGCGCUUUUGAGUUAUGACCUCGGAUCUCGGCUAACUUUAAGAGCAUUUAAAAUCUUUUAUUAAUUAGGGGAACGACAUAUCAUCUUUUCGCAUUAAAAAUGCAUAAUUUCCAAAAAUAUUCGAAAUUUAGUUAAUAUGCGGAAUCAUUUAGUAUCACCAGUGCUUUUCUCAUAGAUAAUGUCAAAAGAGCGUAGUUUUUUUUUUGGUUUACCUAUAUUUUGACUACUAUUAACAAAAUUAAUACAUAAUUUUAUCUUACUAUAUAAGACAGAUAAUGUAACUGGUAAAAAAUAAAAAAUAAAUGUUGCGAAGAUGAUUAAUAUUAAAAAUCUCACAUGUUAAAACUUUAAAACACUCUCCUGUAAAAUUAGUCAUUUUUGAGAUUAUACAGUUUUAAUGCGAGAAGACGAUAUAUUGACGAAAUUAAAUUAACCAGAUGCAUUCGUAUCGAGCGAUGCGGCUAAGUCGAUGCUCGAAUCCCAUAGACUAGUUUUUCUAAUGAAAUACGUACUUAACACAUUCACACGAAUCACUUCGGCGUUGAAGGAAUAACGUUGUGGAAAUGAGCUCGGAAAAAUUAUAAUGGCGUAAUUACUGGUGUCUGAGCGCACACGGAUCUGUACCAACGUCCUGUCGAUUUCUGCCGCGAAGCAGUUAUCUCUUAUACAAUACAAUUGAGACUCCGACCUUAUCACGUCCCAUGUGGAUUGUGAAAUUCACAGGCUCCGAUAACCGCUUAACACCAGUCGGGCCGUGAGCUCGUUCGCUUUUCGUACAAUAAAUUAAUAAAAAGUCGAUACACAAAAGGCGAAAUUGCAAACGCUAAUUAACUUCCAAGAAUAUGUUAAAAACAAAAAACAACAAAUAUCUCGCGAUCUGGCUGUUUGGGCAUGAAGCGUUGUACGUUGCACGUUAACGAAUAAAGCAAAAAAAAAAAAACUUUGAUUAAUAGGUAGGUAUUAAAAUAAAUUGACGCUGUAUAGAACGUGAAUUAUUACGAGGCGUUUAACAAUUAGAAACUUUACGUAAACAUCUUCGAUCGUUUAGCGCAAACCUCAUUGUGUGAUUUUAAAUUAGAUUAAUUAAGUAAAUAGGUAUUUAGGUAAUGAAAGUAAGCUAAUAACGUAAUUAGCAUUUAGAAAAAAAAAUUGAGGCUAUACACAUACAUUAAAGAUGAUUGCAACACCGGACAUAAAAAAAUAUAAAAAAAGAUGAUUCCAACGUCUGUGGUAUCGCGGCUGUUUUCCGAUGUAAAGGACACAAGCUGGAGACCAUAGAUAAUAAAUACACUUAAUAUUAUUUUAGGAUUGGAGACAGAAACAAAUCUAUUAUUCAAUGUUUUUCUGAAAAUUUUAAAGUUCGUUCACACACGCGUUUAAACUUCACCUUGAAUAUUCCUCACGACUACAUACCUGAUGCUUACACUGUGCUAAUAAAAGAAUUACCAUUACCAUAUACUAUAUGUCAACGAAUUAAUAUGGCGGGAAUUAAAAGGACGGAGGUACGCACGAAAUGACACAUCACCCGUCGGUACCAUUGUUCCGCUGACUGGCCAAAGAGAUAAUAAAAUGUAUAAACAUCGGAAGUCGAUAAAUAUAUUUAUUAUGUAUAUUUGUACCUUCUUUUUCUUUCAACUGGCCAGAUACUUUUAUUAGUCUAACGUAAGAAUAUCAAACGAGACAAAUAGGAAAUUAUUGCCUUGAAAUGGAACAUUAAUGUAAACUAUAUAGUAUCUUUACAAAUAAAUUAAAUUAUCGAAAUAUCCGAUUUACAUUUGGUUUGAUAAUUAAAUGUAUGCUAUGUUAAUGUGUUUAUAAAAAUCACAAUAAAAAAAAUCACAUUGUUCGUUUUUACUCCCGUAGCUUAUUUGAUGAAAAAAUUAAAUCAGAAUUAUGUUUACUAUGAACAGCUGUUUAUGUUGCGCCAUUUUGAAAUAUAUUUCUGCGAAUUCUAAACGAGCAGAAAUCGUACCGUAAAAUGGGGUAAAUAGGGACAAAAUCGAACUUCAGAUUGAAUUUUAACAUAGUUCCAAUUAAAUAGUCACUGCUCAACCAAAGAAAUAAGUUGAGUCUUGAACGUACCUAGGUGAUAAAAACUGUUACAUUAUUUUAAUUAUUCAAUUUAAAGAAAUAAUCGGUAAAAUAAUGGCCGUCCCAAUUUACCCAGCGUCCGGGGUAAAUUGACACGGUUAAGGGUUAAAUUGGGAUAUUUGUAAGGGUUGUCAACUCGCAGUACUGCGAUAUAUAGGUAGGUGCCAUAUAAUUAUUUAUAUGGACCGAAAUGAUGAAUACAAUCCAUAAUUUAAGCACAAUACACAACAUAGUGUAAAUUAAGCUGAUUUCUAUUCCGAAGCGAUGUGACGUGAAUGAUAAUCAACAAUACAAUGAUCAAAAAAAGUAUGUGCAUAUUAUAUUUUAGAAAAUUAUUAUUUAAUUUCCUUAAAAAUCACAACUCUGAAACAUAAUCAUAAAAUAGAAUAAAAAAUAGAAAACAAAAGGACUGGAAAUGCAUUAAUACAAUUUUAUUUAAUCAACAUUUUCAAAAUGAUCUUUGAGCAAGAGUAAGAUAUCAGGUGAAUAAGAUAAAAAAACAGCUUUAUCUGAUUACUGCCAAUAAUAACAAAAAUAAAAGAAAUUCUUUCUAAACUAAAUAACUAAACUCAAUUAAUUCACUCACUCAUAAAUGGAUAUCUCGGAUUUUUAAUUAAUGUUACAUUUAAAAUCUGAGGCCUGUUUUUAUUUGUGUGUGUUCGUUGUGAAUGUUAACAAAAUCAUGAUUCGACGCGUGAAUAGAUUCUGAAAUAACAAAAGUUUUGAUUCGUUUGAGUUCUUUUAACUUUUAAUUUUUUUUAUUGCUAUAAAGAAUAUACGACCGGGCAGAUAUUACAAGGUAAAUGUCGCGAAAAAAAGUAAUUAUAUAUAUACUUUUCUUUUACCUAUAAUACUUACAUAAACUAACUGAUAAACACAUUAAUCUUCUUUACAUCACGCAAUCAAGUGAUAGUAUAGGCUAAAAAAUCUAUUAUAAGAUAUCAGUGACAACCCUAACAAGCCAUCCCUAUUUUGUCUUUUGGCGUUCCAAUUUUGUAUUUUCUCGUCCCUAAUUUUUCCAGUCUCGUUCCAAAUUACCCUACAUACGUCCCAAUUUUCCCCAAAAAGAAAGGAAAAAUUAUACAUUUUUUAUUUUGUCGAAUUAAUGUAUUUAAAAUAAGAAUAUUGCAACUUACCGUUUGUUGUGGUAUUUCCAGGUGUAUUAAAAACUUAUAUAAACUGUGAUCUUAUUAAAAAAACAACGAUAUUAUUACUUUUUUUAAAAGUUCUGUAAGCUGUUUUAAAACGCACUUUUCAACCACUAUUUUCAAUUUAAUUUGACGAAUUUUUGGGACCAACUUAACUCAUAUUUAAUACUUCCAUAGUUAAUUUGGUUUUUCUUCUAUACAUUGAUAAAUAUUAACAUAAACAAAAUUAGGUAGAUUCCGUGCUACAGGUACUUUGAGAAUCUUCCGCAGGUUUGUCCCAAUUUACCCCAGGAUCCCAAUUUACCCCAUGUCAUGGUAGGUAUGUACCAACUGUAAUAUUAUUGUUAUAUUAAAAUUAAGCUUACAAUGCUGUGUAGUUUUAUUGGAAAUAAAAAAUCGAAUUCCUUCCUUUUUACUCGGUUGGCUGUUUUUAAGCUAAAAGGGUUGUGUAAUUAUUGUCCAGUAUUUCUUUAUUUUCAACGCUUGACAUACUGUUCUGUGCUGUUAAGUAAUUACGUUAUUUUCUAAGUUAUUGUUCAAUUUUAUAAUUUAGUGCCAUCGACUGUAGUAUGAAAACCAAAUAAUGUGUGAAUAUGUACAUAGUGUAAAUAUUACGAUGAUGUUAAUAUAAAUUUUAAUUAGGUAGUUUUAUGUUAGUGAGUUGGGAUAUCAUUAUUAAAUAAAUUUAGAAUAUCAAAA
Molecule: messenger RNA, 5366 nt
Organism: Bombyx mori (domestic silkworm)
Lineage: Eukaryota; Metazoa; Arthropoda; Insecta; Lepidoptera; Bombycidae
Product: phospholipase B1, membrane-associated
Exons: 7
Coding region: 229-1446 (405 amino acids)
Biological process (GO): phospholipid metabolic process
Molecular function (GO): glycerophospholipase activity
Source: RefSeq, a predicted model, not a curated record